AUGUAUUCUUUCUGUCUUUCUUUUCAUUCUUUCUCUUCAUUCUUUCCUUCUUUUUAUAUACAUUCGUUUCUCUUUCUUUUCAUUCUUUCUCUCUUUUUAUUCUUUCUCACUCUAUUUCUUCUUUCUCUCUUUCUUUUCAUUCUUUCUUUCUUUUCUUCCUUCUUCUCUUUUUCUUUUCAUUCUUUCUCGCUUACUUUUCUUCUUUCUCCCUUUCUUUUCAUUCUUUCCGUCUUUUCUUUCUUUCUUGCUUUCUUUUCAUUCUUUCCGUCUUUUCUUUCUUUUUUCUUUUUUUUCAUUCUUUCUCGCUUUCAUUCUUUUCAUUCUUUCUCUCUUUCUCUUAAUUCUUUCCGUCUUUUCUUUCUUUCUUUUUUUUCAUUCUUUCUUUCUUUCUUCUCAUUCUUUCUGUCUUUUCUUUCUUUCUUUCUUUUCAUUCUUUAUUUCUUUCUUUUCAUUCUUUCUCUCUUUCUCUUCAUUCUUUCCGUCUUUUCUUUCUUUCUUUUCAUUCUUUCUUUCCGUCUUUUCAUUCUUUCUAUCUUUUCUUUCUUUCUUUCUUUCUUUCUUUCUUUUCAUUCUUUAUUUCUUUCUUUUCAUUCUUUCUCUCUUUCUCUUCAUUCUUUCCGUCUUUUCUUUCGGUUUUCUUUCUUUUCAUUCUUUCUUUCUCUCUUUUCAUUCUUUCUCUCUUUCUCUUCAUUCUUUCCGUCUUUUCUUUCGGUUUUCUUUCUUUUCAUUCUUUCCGUCUUUUCUUUCUUUCUCGCUUUUUUUUUCUUUCUCUCUUUCUUUUCAUUCUUACUUCUUUUCAUUCUUUCUCUCUUUCUUUCAAACUUAUCUGUACUAUUCCCUUUCCUUACCCCAUUGAUUCUUCUUUUCUCACCUCUUUUCUCCUUUCCAUCCUUCCAUUUUAUCUCUUAUACCUACAUUUUUCCUUAUCAUUUUAUUCAUCUGUAUUCCUUGUCAGAAUCAUUCCGCCCUCUCAAUUCACUUUUCAUUUUUCCGAUUCCCUGUUCACUGAUUGUUAGUUUUAUUUUUUUUUUAAAGUUCUGA
Molecule: messenger RNA, 1041 nt
Organism: Acanthosepion pharaonis
Lineage: Eukaryota; Metazoa; Mollusca; Cephalopoda; Sepiida; Sepiidae
Source: the annotation of a GenBank genome assembly